This is a messenger RNA of Fusarium oxysporum Fo47, 1326 nucleotides long. RefSeq names its product peptidase S8/S53 domain-containing protein. Bases 1 to 1326 code for a protein of 441 amino acids. NCBI's taxonomy places the organism in Eukaryota, Fungi, Ascomycota, Sordariomycetes, Hypocreales, Nectriaceae. The transcript has 6 exons. Gene Ontology annotation, biological process: proteolysis. The record is from RefSeq and is a predicted model, not a curated record. Gene Ontology annotation, molecular function: serine-type endopeptidase activity.
AUGAAAUUCACUCUUUUACAGUUCAUAGGCCUGGCCUUGGUCUUUCCAGCUACUACAUCUCCUAUGAAAAACAAGGAGGUCGCAGUACAAGAUGUGAUCCUCGAGCCAAAUUCUGACUCCUCAAUCAUCAAGGGCCGGGCUGUCAGUGCCUCCGCCAACUAUCUUAUUUAUCCCAAGGCCAAUUCUGCCAUGAAGGAUGUCGAAGCAUUUUCCAAAGGCCUUCAGUCGCAGGCCGGCAAGACCAAGGUGGACACUGUCACCGAUGUGAAUGGCAAGCUUCUGGCUUGGUAUGCCACGCUGAGCGCGAACCAGGUUGCAGUUAUCAAUAAGAGCAGUGUUGUUGGGUCAAUUGCUCCUGAUGCACCACUGAGGACCAAGGCGAAAUCAUCCGGUGUUGCCAAACGUGCUCUCAAGACCGACAAAAAGGCUCAGCCUGAGCUUCAAAUGUUCUCAACUGCUCCGGGAAAGAAACCUUCAGGCUACGUUUAUGAUGAUAAAGCCGGCCAAGGCGUCACUAUCUAUGUCCUUGACGAAGGUUUCAAUCUCAGACACAAGGAAUUCACCUCGUCGCCUGGCAGGAAGAGGUGGAUCUUCUCCAAGGGCGCCUCUGGUGAGAAUGACCCUGACGGUCACGGUUCCUGUUGUGCAUCCAAGGCACUUGGCAGCACGGUUGGAGUUGCGCCGAAAGCGGAUCUCGUUGCUGUCAAACUUCAAUUGACUUCUUGGUCAUUGCUCAAGGCUUGGCAAGCAGUUGUCUUGGAUGUGAAACAGAACAGACUUCAAGGAAAGGCUGUUGUGAGCAACUCAAAGGCUUCUAUUGCUUGGAGUGUCGAUCGUGACGAAAGGUGGUUCCGAGACACACUCGAGACUCUCCUCAAGAACCUUGAGGCUCUUGAUGUCGUCGUCGUCAGCUCGUCAGGAAACUUUGGCACUCAGUUUGAGGUCAGCACAUACCCAUCGCUUUUCGCAAACCGGACUCCAAUCAUUGUUACUGGAGCUGUUGAUAACAACGGACGUCUUGCUCCGUUCUCCCAGGGCGGUCCUCUCGUCACGACCACUGCACCUGGAAUCGCCGUCAAGUGCGCUGCUAUGAGUGGCGCAUCAGCUUACCAGGCUGGUAAAGAGUCAACUGGAACAUCCUUCUCUACACCCGCCGUUGCUGGAUUAGCGGCCUACUUCCUAUCGCUUGACUCCUUGAGACCUCGACUUCAAGUCCCUGGUUCAGUUGCUAUGAACGUCAAGGCACUUAUUCAGGAGUAUCACUACGCACGCGUCUCAGGUGGACCCAAGGUUGCAUGGAACGCACACACUCUGCUCAGAAAUUGA